Aplysia californica (California sea hare) is the source of this 5734-nucleotide messenger RNA. RefSeq lists its product as uncharacterized. NCBI's taxonomy places the organism in Eukaryota, Metazoa, Mollusca, Gastropoda, Aplysiida, Aplysiidae. The transcript has 2 exons. Gene Ontology annotation, biological process: regulation of transcription by RNA polymerase II. The record is from RefSeq and is a predicted model, not a curated record. Gene Ontology annotation, molecular function: RNA polymerase II cis-regulatory region sequence-specific DNA binding; DNA-binding transcription factor activity. The coding region runs from base 506 to 5728 and encodes 1740 amino acids.
CAAAGUCUAGCUUAAAAAUUGACGAAAGAGAGUCGUGUACAACCACAGAUUGUGUAUGGCCAAUCAGGAAAAGAAAUCAUCCAUCAUUUGGCAGUCUCUCGUCCGACGAAGCUCAGCACAAACAUGAUAUUGAGUAGGCAGCUUCUUCAUCCUCUUGUUCCAUGUGUCCUCUAUGAGAUAUAAAAAUAUGAGAAGAGAACAGGAGAUGUCAGGGCAGGAAUGCUGAACUGUUGAAUUUUUCUCCUCUGUGUGUUUAUUGAGCUUGAAAGUUCUUAUUCAGUGUCGGGAACUUAUGUUUGGUCUUGUCAUCAGUCAUACCUACAAACACUAUUCCCCUUUCUAAAUUUGUCGGGAAUUCUUUGUUUAAAAUAGCAAAUAACGACUGUGGAAUUAAGGGUGGAUGGUGUGUCAGAUGAAGGAUGAUGAAGGGAGCUGAGUUGACAUUUAUGACACAAGUCAUAAGUGUUGCCAGUCAAAGUGUUAUCUAGAAGACACUGCUGGAGUUAUGGCAACCAAUAGCUCUCUGAGAACUGCCGACGGGAGAGAGUGGGCAGACGAAAAUCUCAAGGGGGUUGUAAAAUCUGAGGUCAUUCAUGCCGAUAAUGUGAUCUUGUCAGACUGUAGGGCAAGUGAUGGUGAAAAUGUUAGGGACCAAGGUUUGAAUGUGAGUCACAAGGAACCAGAGGGCCGUGUGAUGCGAGGUAGGAGAAAAGCUCAAAAAAUGGAUGUUGUGUCGAAUGAUGAACAGCAGCCGAUGAGGACUGGAGCGAGGAAGUCUCUUCAGGUUGGCGGGGAUAGCGCUGUGGAAGAAAGCGAUGAAAAGGAUGGAAAUAAAAGCUCAAAGGGAAGGAGGAAGAGGAAGGACGUCAGAAAAGUGCCUGCUGUUAGAAAGUCUUCAUCUGGCACACAGAAGCUGAAACAAGUGCAACAAAAAAUUAUCGAAGAAACAGAUGAGAAACCCGACAAGCAAGAGGUCAAGUCAGAUGGAGACCAUGUUUGCUCUAUUUGCAGUCGAAAAUUUCGAAGUAAAAAUUUGUUGAACAGGCACCUGAGAACAUCUACUCAUACUUAUGAUAAAAGUGGAAAGAAAGAGCAUCGUUGUGAGAUCUGCGAUAAAACGUUUCGCUAUCCAUCCCUUCUGGCGCUGCAUCGUGUUCAACACGAGGAGAAGAAACCUCACCAGUGUGAGCUCUGUGACAAGUCAUUUGCCCGAGACACGUAUCUACGCAUGCACAUGCUCUCUCACACUGGUGAGCGUCUGUACAAAUGCACCGAAUGUGACAAGACCUUCAACGACUCCACGCGAUUUAAAGAUCACAAACGUAUGCACACGGGGGAGCGUGCUUACAAGUGUGAUUUGUGUGGGGAGGAGUUUUUCUUCAAGCAGAAUCUGAAGUAUCACAGACUGUCGCACACAGGUGAACGGGCGUUCAAGUGUGAUUUUGCCGGUUGUACUAGCAAGUUUAAAACGAAAGAUGACUUGAAGAAACAUCAGCGGACACACUCAACGGACAGACCAUGGAGGUGUGACAAGUGUGGAAAGGCUUAUUCGGAGAAACGUUACCUCCUGAGGCAUAUGAGAAAACAUACGGGUGAGCGUCCGUACAAGUGUGAGAUCUGUGGUGCGGCGUAUGCUCUCCGGAACGGUCUGCUCACCCAUCGGAUGACUCACUCGGAGGAGCGCCCAUUCCAGUGCAGUUUUUGCAGCAAACAAUUCAAGUACAAGAACUGUCUGAAUGCUCAUCUUGAGACGCAUACGUCGGCCAGGCCUCAUAAGUGUGAGACGUGUGGUGUCACUUACAAAAGCCGGACAGCAUUGCUUCAUCACCGUAGAAAUCACACGGGGAAGCAGUUGUACAGAUGUAACAUUUGUGACCAGGGCAUCAACACCAAAGAUAACUACCUCUCCCACAUGGCCAAACACACUGGCGAGAAACCUUUCACGUGUGAAACAUGCGGUAAGACAUUUCGAUCGGUUCGCUCUUUCCGAGAGCACCGCGUCGUGCACUCUGCAGGAAAACAGCACGUUUGUGAUGUGUGCGGUAAGCAGUAUGUGUUCCUGUGUCAGCUCAAGAAGCACAAGCUGAUCCACAGAGAAGAGCGGCCGUUCGCCUGCCACUGUGGGAAGGCAUUCAAGACAAAGAGCAACCUUGUCUGCCAUGAGAAGAGGCAGCAUCGGGGGAGCUCAAUGUUCACCUGCAGUCAGUGUGGCCAGAACUUUGCGCAACAGGAGGCCUUGACCUUGCAUGUUGCCAGCCACGGAGACCUGCCAAAUCACACGUGUGACAUUUGCUGCGCUGCAUUUAUGAGCGCCGAGUCUCUGCGCCGACAUCGGAACAAACAUCGUAAGGUGGUGCCCUGCUUGGACAGCAUACCCCAGGUUGACUUGACCCAGCAGCAACAAAAUCAGCAGCCCGAAAUGUAUCAGCCUCAGCAGCACUCUCAUCAACAGCAGCAGCAGCAACAUGCAUAUCAGCAGGUCUGUCAGCUACAUCACACGCAGCUUCAUCAUGAUAAUUACUCGCAGCCUCAACAGCAUCUCUGUACCAACUCUGGAGUGAGUUCAUUUCCUUCCACUAGCUCAGACGUAAAUCUUGUGGAGAAACCCCCAAUGAUUUCCUCGUCAGCUGUUGUGUCGGAGCUACCGUCCAAUGCUACUUUUCCCAGGGAUAUUACAGUACCUCAGUAUUCAUCGACAGCCAAGUCUUCUAUACUGAACGGCCCCCUUCAUCUUCCUCACACCUCUGUCCCCAUGAACUCCACAUCGUCAGAGACUGAGGCAAAUGGAAGUCUUGUCGCAACGUUGAACAAUUCUUUCGCGUCUGAAGCCACCCAGCUUCCUCGUACGUCCCUCUUACCUUGUGAUUCCAUCUCGAGACCGGCCCAAACUCCUGGCGUGACGCAGUUGUCGGUUUCCUCACAAGAGUCAUUGAGUGUUCAAGACGGCCAUCUACCCGCUGCCCAACUCUUGGUUCCCCCUGUGUCUCUUCCUACCACGAUGGAUUAUGACGAUUCUGGUUUUUUGCUCCGACCAGGCAGUUCAGAGUCUGCACCCAGUUCACAUUCUUGUGCCAUUUUUCCCAGAUCUGCAGCCAAAAACUCCCAUCUCAAUGAAGCUCCUGUCAGCCAGACAUCUGCAGUAGCAGCAGCUCCUUCGCCAAGCACCCCACUGCCUUCUUUUGCUUCUCACUUUGUGGUAGGGGCAGGUUUGGAGCACAAAGCGUCUGGCUCAUCCUCCAACCAAGGUGUGAGCUGGAACAUGAAGCAGAAUGUUUGUAGUACUACAGCAAGGGUCAGUAAUUGCGGUACACCGAUGAACCAGUGUCGUGACAUGUUGGAGGGAAACAACGGUAUGACCGACCUGAAAGGAAAUCAAGAAGCAUUGUUUGAGACCAGUCAGGGCUUGGAUACGGAGCAACAGCAGGGUAGGACUCUCCAGGUGUCAGGUCUAGCUUCCUCUGCUGGACAGCAAAGUGGGACAUUUCAGGAGACAAAACAAGUCUCAAAUGUAGUACUGAACCAGGACUGUGAUAGAGUGCAAUACCAAGACUCAAAUACAGCUGUGAACGAUGUUUUAAAUGUUGUACAGAACCAUGGGCACACAACUCUGAAUCAAAAACAGAACUCUACUACAAGUAAGAUUGGCAGGUCUCCUCCUGUUCCGGUCCACAGAGUGUCUUUAGAUCAAGGUCACAGCUCCCAUACGGAGCCCUGUGUUACUUCUCAUCCUAAUACUGACGUCAGCCACAGUAAGGAUGGCACAGAAGCAAACCUGGUUUUCAUAAAUCUUGACAACUCGUCUCAAAAUCUGUGUAGGUCCAACGGUGACAAGAUGGGAGGUGGAGACAUUCCUCGGGUGUCAGAGAGACAACAGCCAGUACAAGCCUGUGGGGAGGACCACGUUGACAUCGCUGUGUCCCAGCCCCCCGCCGGCUCACACAGUGCUUCUAGCUCUGACACAGGCCUUCAUAUAUUGCCUGAAACAGCUUAUUAUGUCAACAGUACAGAGUUCCCUGGUGCCACCCAUACACCACUCAAUCAAUACCCUGCUGAGUACAUGACUCCCUCUGGUCAGCCCCAGAACGAACCAAUCGUGCUGCAAGUUGGAAGUAAGUCACAUGGACUUGGUGUAUCCAAUUAUGAAGGAGAUACGAUUGUGCGGAAAGACACGUAUAUUGACAAAAGUAUAUUCAGACCAAAUGAGAGCGGCCAAGUUAUCAAUGUGACUGAAAAUGAAAAGACAUUCCUGCUGCUCUCAGAGAGGGAAAAACAAUUAACCACCACAGAUGAGAAUGUAACAGAUAGGAGUGGUGACAGUUUGAAAGAUGUAAGCAAUUCCGUGAUGAUAACAGACAGUGUGAGGAAUGUAGCUUGCAGUCCUGCGACAGUGGAUGACAAAAGCUCCAAUAUGAACCCCACUGAAGUCUCACUGAUGAGCCGCACAACUGUGCCUGUCGAUUCUUCCAGUGACGACACAAUGGUUCUUUGUCUGGAUGACCCUGCGUCCUCACUCGGUGCUUCAGAGACUUCAGCAGAGAGAGCUGCCACCGUCUUGGUCCAGUUGGCAGAGUCGACUCUGAGACGGAAAUAUAAGUGCCGAUUCUGUGACCGCGGCUUCAACAAACAGAUGUACCUCAACGACCAUGAGAGACAGCACCUACUGGGAGCGUCGCACAGCUGUGAUGUUUGUGGAGAGGCUUUCUACAGUCUCUCAGAUCUCAAUUUCCACAUGCAGGAGCACAACGAACAAGAGGAUGAAAUGGACGAUGAACUAGAAGAACUGAACGCCGAACCAGCGUCAGUGACGUCGGGGAAGGGAGGGAGGAAAGGUGGGCAGAAAGACGGUGAUUCUCGCCCAAGGCCUUUUAAAUGUGGAGUUUGCGGUAAAGCGUACUUUGAGAGAACCAACCUACGACGUCACAAAAGGACACACACGGGAGAAAAACCGUACAAGUGUGACGUAUGUGGGUGUGCUUUUGCCCUGAGGAACUCCCUCAAAGCUCAUUUGCUCACACACACUGAGGAGAGGCCGUUCCAGUGCGGUAUUUGCGGCAAAACAUUCAAGUCUGAGUGGUGUUUGAAGAAUCACUUUAAGACCCACACCUCAGAACGCCCCUACAAGUGCGAGAUCUGUGGGAUGACCUUCAAGUACAGCACGGGACUGAACCAACACAGAGCCACCCACGGGGAAGAGAUGUUGUUUAUGUGCAGCGUGUGUGGCGAGGGAUUUAACGUGCAGUAUAAACUCACAUCACACAUGAUAAUACACUCGGGAGAGCGACCUCACAAAUGCGAGACGUGCGGGAAAGCGUUCAAGACCAAAGGCAGUCUCAACUUGCAUCGGAAACUUCACACGGGUGAGAAACCUCACAAGUGUGAUAUAUGUGGCUACGCGUCUCCUUUUAUUGGACGACUGAAUGCGCAUAAAGCCACUCAUGCUACCGGGCGACAGUGGUCGUGUUUUUGCGGCAAAUCGUUCAAGAACAAAAAGACUCUUGUGAUGCACCAGCACCGACAGCAUCCUGGGCAAAUGCAGUUCAAGUGCGAGGCGUGUGGGGAUCGGUUCGCCUCGGUGGAGGACCUGUCAAUACACACAGCCCAACACACCAAUGAGGUGGCACAUCGCUGUCAAGUGUGUGACGCUCCAUUCAAGACCCUUCAGCUCCUCCACCGACAUCAGAAAGGUCAUAGGCCAACCAAUUUGUAUAAAAGCGCUUCUGUGAAGUGAAAGUUU